Molecule: messenger RNA, 1700 nt
Organism: Labeo rohita (rohu)
Lineage: Eukaryota; Metazoa; Chordata; Actinopteri; Cypriniformes; Cyprinidae
Product: STKc_CK2_alpha domain-containing protein
Exons: 14
Coding region: 235-1416 (393 amino acids)
Biological process (GO): protein phosphorylation
Cellular component (GO): nucleus; cytosol; protein kinase CK2 complex
Molecular function (GO): ATP binding; protein serine/threonine kinase activity
Source: RefSeq, a predicted model, not a curated record
GAAAACCCAGUGUGUUUGAACGGAAGCCAGUAUCAGUGAGAGCACCGCUGCUACGCGCCCCCUGUAGGACCGGAAGAGCGUUGCGUCUCCUCGCGCUAACUUCGCCGCCGCCAUAUUAACACAGAGCUGAGAGGUGUUUGGAGCGUCACCCUCGUGUAAAAUCACCGCAAGAUUCCCCAAGGCUGCCUGCAAGUACAGUUUAAGCCCUGACAGGAGCAGCCACACAUCCAGAUCAUGUCCGGCCCUGUCACGAGUCGAUCCCGUGUUUAUCCAGACGUCAACACACAGAGACCGCGGGAAUACUGGGACUAUGAAUCUCACGUCGUAGAGUGGGGGAAUCAAGAUGACUACCAGCUGGUGCGGAAACUCGGCCGAGGAAAGUACAGCGAAGUGUUUGAAGCCAUCAACAUCACAAACAACGAGAAAGUAGUCGUCAAAAUACUCAAGCCAGUAAAGAAGAAGAAAAUCAAGCGGGAAAUUAAAAUUUUGGAGAAUUUGAGAGGCGGCCCCAACAUCAUUACACUUCUAGACAUUGUCAAGGAUCCAGUGUCUCGAACCCCAGCUCUGGUUUUUGAACAUGUGAACAACACAGACUUCAAGCAAUUGUAUCAAACGCUAUCGGACUAUGACAUUCGGUUCUACAUGUAUGAGAUCCUAAAGGCUUUGGAUUACUGCCACAGUAUGGGAAUUAUGCACAGAGAUGUGAAGCCACACAACGUAAUGAUCGACCAUGAACACAGAAAGCUGCGUCUGAUAGACUGGGGCUUAGCGGAGUUUUAUCACCCUAGUCAGGAGUACAACGUCAGGGUGGCGUCUCGAUAUUUCAAAGGACCUGAACUGCUGGUGGACUAUCAGAUGUAUGACUACAGUUUAGACAUGUGGAGCUUAGGCUGCAUGUUGGCGAGUAUGAUCUUCCGGAAAGAGCCUUUUUUCCAUGGACACGACAACUACGAUCAGCUUGUACGGAUUGCCAAAGUCCUUGGCACAGAGGACCUCUACGACUACAUCGACAAAUACAACAUUGAGCUCGAUCCACGGUUCAACGACAUUUUGGGAAGACAUUCCCGGAAAAGGUGGGAACGGUUUGUCCACAGUGAGAACCAGCACCUGGUCAGUACUGAAGCUCUGGACUUCCUGGACAAACUGUUGCGCUACGACCACCAAGCUCGUCUCACCGCGCGUGAGGCCAUGGAGCACCCUUAUUUCUAUCCCAUUGUGAAGGACCAGGCGAGGAUGGGCUCCACUUCAGGACUGUCCACUGGCUCCACUCCAGUCAGCACGUCCACUAUGAUCACAGGAGGCGUCACAUCCAUGUCCUCGUCCCAGCCGAUGGCCAACAUUGCAGGUUCUCCUGUCAUCUCCUCUCCGAGUGCUCUUGCCACACAGGUUCCUGCAGCCACUGGUGCCCAACCCUGAACAGACUCACUCACGCUCUUUCUGCCCUGGGCCACAUUUUUAUGUUGAGUGUAAACAAACGAAAGAGAGACUAAAUUAGGUUUCUUCUUCUUUUUUUUUUUCCUUUUUUCUUUUCUUUUUUUUCCAUACAAUAAUUAUAUAUUGAAGCUCGGACACUCAGCAGACAGUUGUUAUGUUGCGUCAGUGUCCGGCAGUCUUUCCUGAUGAUGGUGUCUAUAUAGAAGCCACUACAGUGUAGAAAUUCAGAAAAAUGGAUAAUAAAAUUUAUUUUAUAUGUCCCUACA